ACCCUCAUCUGCCUUGUGGACAACAUCUUUCCUCCCGUGGUCAACAUCACAUGGCUAAGCAAUGGGCACUCGGUUACAGAAGGUGUUUCUGAGACCAGCUUCCUCUCCAAGACUGAUCAUUCCUUCUUCAAGAUCAGUUACCUCACCUUCCUCCCUUCUGCUGAUGAGAUUUAUGACUGCAAGGUGGAGCACUGGGGCCUGGAGGAGCCUCUUCUGAAACACUGGGAGCCUGAGAUUCCAGCCCCUAUGUCAGAGCUCACAGAGACUGUGGUCUGUGCCCUGGGGUUGUCUGUGGGCCUCGUGGGCAUUGUGGUGGGCACCGUCUUCAUCAUCCGAGGCCUGCGUUCAGCUGGUGCUUCCAGGCGCCAAGGACCCUUGUGAAUCCCAUCCUGGAAGGGAAGGUGCAUCGCCAUCUAUAGGAGCAGAAGAAUGGACGCGCUACAUGACCUAGCACUAUUCCCUGGCCUGAUUUAUCAUAUCCCUUUUCUCCUUCACAUAUUUCUCCUCUCACCUUUUCUCUGGGACUUAAGCUGCUAUAUCUCCUCAGAGCUCGAAAAUGCCUUUUGAAUUCUUUCCUUGACCUCCUGUUUUUUUUUUUUUUUUUUUUUUUUUCUUUUCUUAUGUUACCUUCUAAGAGAUGCCUGGAGUAAGCCACUCAGCUACAUAAUUCCUCAGUAACCUCGAUCUAAAAUCUCCAUGAAAACAAUAAAUUUCCUUUAUAAAAUCUAUGUCAAA
Sapajus apella (tufted capuchin) is the source of this 735-nucleotide messenger RNA. Its product is annotated as HLA class II histocompatibility antigen, DQ alpha 2 chain-like. The annotation marks the transcript as partial. The transcript has 3 exons. The record is from RefSeq and is a predicted model, not a curated record. Gene Ontology annotation, molecular function: MHC class II protein complex binding. Gene Ontology annotation, biological process: positive regulation of T cell activation; antigen processing and presentation of exogenous peptide antigen via MHC class II; peptide antigen assembly with MHC class II protein complex. Gene Ontology annotation, cellular component: MHC class II protein complex. Lineage: Eukaryota; Metazoa; Chordata; Mammalia; Primates; Cebidae.